Trichomycterus rosablanca is the source of this 1234-nucleotide messenger RNA. It is a transcript of the gene rfc2, whose product is annotated as replication factor C (activator 1) 2. Gene Ontology annotation, molecular function: ATP binding; ATP hydrolysis activity; DNA binding. The transcript has 11 exons. The coding region runs from base 44 to 1102 and encodes 352 amino acids. The record is from RefSeq and is a predicted model, not a curated record. Lineage: Eukaryota; Metazoa; Chordata; Actinopteri; Siluriformes; Trichomycteridae. Gene Ontology annotation, biological process: DNA repair; DNA-templated DNA replication. Gene Ontology annotation, cellular component: nucleus; DNA replication factor C complex.
UGCUUCCGGCUGGAGCGCGGGAAGAUCCGAUACAGCGGGAAACAUGGACGUCGAGAUGAAAGAAGCUGAUGAACAAACUCAGGAUGAAGCGCAGAAUAAAAAGGAAGACGUGGCUGCGAAAGCAUUAACAAGCACUUACGAACUGCCAUGGGUAGAAAAAUACAGACCUCUGAAGCUAAAUGAAAUAGUUGGAAAUGAAGAAACUGUCAGCAGACUGGAGGUGUUUGCCAGAGAGGGAAAUGUACCCAACAUCAUCAUUGCUGGCCCUCCUGGUACUGGAAAAACAACAAGCAUUUUAUGUUUGGCCAGGGCUCUUCUCGGCCCAGCAAUGAAAGAUGCUGUUCUUGAACUGAAUGCCUCGAAUGAUCGAGGUAUUGAUGUUGUCAGAAACAAGAUUAAGAUGUUUGCCCAGCAAAAAGUUACUCUUCCUAAAGGACGUCACAAAAUCAUUAUUCUGGAUGAAGCAGACAGCAUGACAGAUGGAGCUCAGCAGGCUUUAAGGAGAACAAUGGAGAUCUACUCCAAGACUACACGAUUUGCUUUAGCCUGCAAUGCUUCAGACAAGAUUAUUGAGCCCAUUCAGUCUCGCUGUGCAGUGCUGCGCUACAGUAAACUCAGGGAUGAACAGAUCAUGAUGCGGCUGAUGGAGGUGGUGGAGAAAGAGAACCUGCACACCACCAACGAUGGGCUGGAGGCUAUUAUCUUUACAGCCCAAGGAGAUAUGAGACAGGCACUAAACAACUUACAGUCUACACAUUCUGGAUUUGGUUUUAUCAACAGUGAAAAUGUGUUUAAGGUGUGUGAUGAGCCACACCCUCUCCUGGUUAAAAACAUGCUUGAACACUGUGUCAGCGCCAACAUCGAUGAGGCCUACAAGAUUAUCUCCCAGCUGUGGUCACUGGGUUACUCUCCAGAAGAUAUAAUUGGAAACAUCUUCAGAGUGUGUAAAACCUUCCAAAUGCCAGAGUACCUGAAACUGGAGUACAUCAAGGAGAUCGGUUACACACAUAUGAAGAUAGCAGAAGGAGUAAACUCUCUUCUCCAACUGGCUGGAUUGUUAGGACGACUCUGCAGUAAGACUGCUGCACCUGAUGCCAGCUAAAUCCCAGUGUUUUACAUUCUACAUCAUUAAGGUCUUCUUAGUCUUACUGUGCUUAAAAUGUAAUGUUGGUUAAGUGUUUAUCAAUACGUUUACCUGUAAAUACUUCAAUAAAUAUAAUUUGUUACUUGUCAA